AUGAUACAUUAUCGCAGCAUCCUCCAGUCGGCCCUUCGCCAGUCUCCAAUACACACACGAUUUCUUUGGAGACCGGUGGUCCGAAGCGUCAGCACCGCGGCACAACCAAAUGCCUCCCGAGAACCAUCGCGCUGGACGCGCCGCCUGGUCUAUACCGGUAUAUUUGGAACGCUUGGCAUCGGAGCAGGGAAAUGGUUGGACAACAAAAUCUCAUCGCCAUUGGAUCCUGGGUCGUUAGAAGACCAAAUGGAGAUUCGGGAAAUCCAGCGGGUAUUCGACAUUGGACUCCCGAUUGUACAAGAGCUGCGUCGUAACCCCGAUUACGUGGAAAAGAAUGUUUACGAAAACUUCGCUGAUAAGCACAAAACCCAUCGGCUGACAUCAGGCCCCUUGGCUGGCAGUAGGGGCUUGGGAUUACAGAAAGUUUUCUGGAAUGACAAAGAGAAGAAAAUCAUUAGCGUGGUCUUCUUGGGACCAGGCCUUGAAGGCUGGCCAACCAUGGUCCAUGGAGGCGCGCUCGCCACUGUGAUCGAUGAGAACCUGGGGCGUGUAGCCAUUCGGCAUUUCCCAUCGCGAACUGGUGUCACUGCCAACCUCGAGCUCAACUACCGGGCGCCGGUCUACUCGGACAAUUUCUAUACCCUGCAUACCACCCUAGAUCAGGAACGAAGCACAGACACCAAGGCAUAUACCAAGUGUGAGGUCCGUGACAUGGCAGGCCAACUAUGUGUUGAAGCGACGGGGCUUUUCGUUGUCCCUAAGACACUCAAGCUAAACAUGGUUGGGGAAUAUUUCUGA
This is a messenger RNA of Penicillium roqueforti, 798 nucleotides long. Its product is annotated as PaaI family thioesterase. The coding region runs from base 1 to 798 and encodes 265 amino acids. The transcript has 2 exons. The record is from RefSeq and is a predicted model, not a curated record. Lineage: Eukaryota; Fungi; Ascomycota; Eurotiomycetes; Eurotiales; Aspergillaceae.